GCAUCCUGAUGUGUGUGGAUGUCUCGCUUUUGUGCGUGAAUGCGAUAUCCAGGUCCUACAUAUGCAGGUGACGAGCGAGAGCGACCCCUACUUCUUGCACAGCUUGUCCGUUAACGAGGAAGAUUUUCAAGGGUUGAAGCUUGACCAGUCUAUACUGGUGGACUUUUCGACAUUCCCGUUCAAACUGAUCGAGCUCUUGGAACUAUGUAUAGAAUCGAGAACGGAAAAGAACCCACGGUUUAUUGGAGCGCUUGGCAUUCGCGGCGGGGAAUCGGCAGUCAGGAUCAUCGAGACAAAUCAAUUCAAACAUUUGAGUCAUAUUUCACUUUUCUUUCGCCCGGGAAAUGAUGCCGCCGUCAAGCAGUAUCUGGCGGGGCGCCUUGCAGAAUUUAAGGCUGCCAAGAGUGCAUUGGACGACAAGGUCGAAAGUAUGAUUCAAGAGCUGGAACAUACGAAGGACGAAGCUGGUCGACUUCACAGGGAGCUGAUGGAGCUGAGAGAGGUCAACUCCAAAUGUGUUGCCGAGCUACAGUCCCAGCAUGCUUUGGCACUGGCUGAGGUUAAAGAGAAGGCGCUGUUUGACUUGGAAUCCUUUAAAGAAAGAGCUGAAAGAGAAAAGGCUGAGAGCGAGGCACGGUUCGGCGAACAGACGCUAAGGUUGCAGGAGAAAGCGGACGAACUGGACAGACAGGUGCGUGUUCUGGUUGAUGCGAAGUAUGCCCUAGAAGCCAAAAAGUCAGAGCUCAGAGCACAGCUGGUGUCUGCACAGAAUGAGCUGGAAGAGACCCGCAAGGAAUGCGAUCACCUUCGGCGUUGUAACAGGGAGCUUGAUGCAGAAAACCACGAGAAGGAGAAGGGAAUCAAUCAACAUCUUGUCCGAAUCAGCGCCUUGGAUCAACAGGUGCAUGACCAGGAGGAUAUGAUUGCAAAUCUUUCCAGUCGAGUGGAGACCGAGGCAACUUGCAGGGCAGCUGUGGAAACGUCGUUGAAAGAAACACAAGCCUCAGCUUCAAAGAUGGAAAAGAGGAUGGAGGCCAGUAUAGCAGAAAUCAACAAGGGGAAUCAAAUCAUUGAGAGAUUGCAGAGGGAGCUCCGCGCCAGCAAAGGAAAGAUGAAGCUCAAGAGCGCAAUGAUUUCGCAGCAGGAAAGCCUGCUUGAUGAGCGCCAGAUGGCAGUAGACAAAGUUCUUCGCGAGAACACAUCAGUGCGCCAGGAGCUCGUGGACAUCAGGUCUGAAAACGAAAAUCUCAAAGUUAAGGUAGACGAUUAUCGGCAAAAACUCGAGGAGGCACAAGAACUUCUAAGGACAAACCAGCAGAUGAUUCAAUGGCUGAACUCUCAAGUAACAGAAGCACAGCUAGGGAAGUUUGGCUCUCGCUACCCAUUCAGAUCAUCACCACCAUCAGUGUUACAUGCAAAAAGCAUGACGUCAUCGGCAGCUCCAAUUACAUCUCUGUCCUCCAUUCUCGGGGCCAGCUCAAAGAUCCCGGCAACUACUUCCGUUCCAACUGGUGCGACAGCUAGGUGUGAGCCGUCCUGCGGGGUAAGGCAGCCACUCGCUGCCACACAGUCGAAUCCACAGGACGUCUUCGGCUCCAUACAAGGUACGCUUGGUGGACCACCACCAGGUCUUGACAGCCAAUUACAGCAACAUGUUCAUCCACGCGAACCUUCGCUUCUGCCACACCUAAAGCCCAUCUCUUCUUGUCGGUCUACCGAGCAGUUCACCUUGAACGCAAUGAACGGCAACAAUCAGCCCCAUGCCGCUGACUACUUUGAUGGAACCAGAAGGUGCUAUGUGCCUGACAGGGACUGGGAUCGGGACACCUACAAUAGGCGACCUUCUCGGGUGAGGGGUGGUAUGUCCUCCUUCGCACCCUCUAUGGAAUAUCAACCUUUGGUAGGUAACAUGGAACAAGGAACAGGUGAUGCAGCAGACCCAAGUGCCACUGCUGGUCCACAUGUGGCAAGGUAUACGGUACCGACUGGGACAGGGUACUGUACAGAGAAUGAUCCCUCCCUUGGGAAUGUUCAACGGGAUGCUUCCGGUGCUGCUAAGUCCAGAGGUGGGAACAGUAUGGGUACUGCUGCACCCUCUGGUCAGCCAAUGCGACCGCUUCACGAAGCUGCUGGAGCGUUCGCCGCCAAAGUUGGAGAUGCUAUUGCCCCGGGAGGGAGCGAUGCCAGGAUUGUCCCAAAGGCUUCGCAAAUUGGCACCAGCAAUGGAGACGAUCUCGGAAGGGCGUUCAGAGUGCCACUCAUGACAGCCAUCGCUUCAGGGAGCUAAUGGCAAGACUCACCACAGUGCCAGUCUUUCUGUUGUCUUUACAUGGGUAGACGUGUAGUGGUCGGUGGUUAAAUGGGACCCAGGUACCCUGGGAAAAGAGGGGUCACAAGCAAAAAUGGGACCCAGGUACCCUGGGAAAAAGGGGGUCCCAAGCAAAAAUGGAACCCAGAGCGUAGCCCCUGUACCAGUGAGGUCUCAGCCUCUGACCUACAAUGUGUGAAAGAUAUAACUGAGAUAUUAAUCCUGACGAAAGUUCUGUGAAGGCAGAGUUCCCAUGUGAUAGCUUCACGGUGAUAAAUGUGGCUGGCCAGA
This is a messenger RNA of Chara braunii, 2599 nucleotides long. NCBI's taxonomy places the organism in Eukaryota, Viridiplantae, Streptophyta, Charophyceae, Charales, Characeae. The record is from the annotation of a GenBank genome assembly.